Messenger RNA from Selaginella moellendorffii, 519 nucleotides. RefSeq lists its product as uncharacterized. The transcript is spliced from 2 exons. Bases 1 to 519 code for a protein of 172 amino acids. Gene Ontology annotation, molecular function: nucleic acid binding. NCBI's taxonomy places the organism in Eukaryota, Viridiplantae, Streptophyta, Lycopodiopsida, Selaginellales, Selaginellaceae. Gene Ontology annotation, biological process: DNA integration. The record is from RefSeq and is a predicted model, not a curated record.
AUGCAUCCUGGAGCUCACCCUGAGAAAAACAAAAUGUCAAUGAAGGAGAAAAUGAUGGAGCUUGUAACUGUCAUGACACAAGGCUUGCAAAGAUGCAAAGCAAUCAUGGCCAUAAUAACCCUUGCGAAGGCUAUGGCCAUAGUUGGUGCUGGUCGCCCAACUCACCGCGAUCUGAUGCCGCUUAAUCCUCUGCUUCUGGUGCUUCCUUUUGAGAAGUGGGGCAUCGAUUUUGUGGGACCGAUCAAGCCGGCCAGUCAUCCUUCCUGUUGUCGCUACAUUCUCGUUUGCAUGGACUACGUCACAAAGUGGGCCGAGGCUGAAGCUCUCACGGAAGAUACAGCCAAGGUUGCGACUUUUCUUUACAAGAACAUCAUCAUGAGAUUUGGCUGCCCUUUGGAGCUGGUGAGUGACCGAGAUACUCACUUCAUCAAUCAAGUGAUCGAGACCUUGGUGGAGAAGUAUGGCAUCGCUCAUCGCUACCACCCUCGUGCUUGGUGCGCACCAACAAGAUAUGUGUGA